Messenger RNA from Caenorhabditis angaria, 3395 nucleotides. NCBI's taxonomy places the organism in Eukaryota, Metazoa, Nematoda, Chromadorea, Rhabditida, Rhabditidae. The record is from the annotation of a GenBank genome assembly.
AUGAUUAUAUCGGAACUCGUCGAAAAUCUGUCGGAAAAUGCGAUUAUUUCGAGCCUGGGUGCUGAAAAUCUAGUGGUCUAUGAUCGAAAUCAGCUAAAAUUGUAUUGUGGUUGGAGAAAGUUUGGAGCAAGUGUGGAAUAUACGAGUGAAGUGGUGAGAGAGGCUGAAAAUUCGAUUUUCAGUCAAAAUUUCAGCAAGGGAAGUGUGUAUGAGUCCCAGACACAUGUUUCUGUACAAUUUUUCACGCUGAGAAAGAUCCUGUUUUCAAUUUUUGCUAAGCGACUCUCUAAAGAGCCCAAAAAUGAGCCAAAAGUAGAGAAUUUUUGAAAUUUCAUGGUUUAAGAGAUGAUUUUUAUGAAAAACUAAAUGCAUCACGUUGUUCUAAGCAAAAAUUUGUGACUUUGGUUCAGUUUUUUAUCAAAAUCAUCUCUAACAUGAGUUAUGGGCUCUUAAAACCACGAAAUUUCAAAAAAUCUCGAUUUUUGGCUCAUUUUAGGGGUCUUUAGAGAAUUGCUUCGCAAAAAUUGAGAACGGAAUCUUUCUCAGCGUGAACAACUGUACAGAAACAUUUGUGCCUCAUUGAAAAUCUCCGGGGACUCAUAACACACUUUCCUUGUCAGAUUUUUAUCGAAUUUUCAUUGAAAAAUUAAUGAAAAGCUUAAAAAUGAGCUGAAAUUUUGCAGAUUCUCCAACUCUCCAAUCCAAUUUCAUCGCGAAUUCAAAUCACCAAUUUAACCGUCUCAAAACGUGGUGAAUUUGUGAUCUUAUGGUCGAAAAAUCAUGCGACAGUAGUUCGAAUCAACCCGGAGAUUCUCACCAAAAAAUCAAUGUAUCAAUCGGAAUAUUUGUGUGAGGCCAACGAGAUUGCGCUCAAAAAUCGUGCGGCGAAAAUUGAGAAGAUUCGCAUUUUACCGCAGAAAAUGAUGGGAAUGACGAUUUGCGGAGUGUUGUUUAGCGAUAAUUUUGUGCGAAUUUUGAAUUUGAAUCGGAAAAAUGUGGAAUCGCAUUUGUUGGACGUGGAUUUUAGACCCUUUUUGGCGCUGGAAAAUGAUGAGAAUUUAGAGAUUUCGCAAAAUACCAGUGUUUUUGGGUUAAGAAGACAUAUUGGUAAGGGAUUUCGGGUUUUUUUGGAGCCUAAAAAAUUAAAAUUUUCUUAUUUUCAGUUUCCUUCGAUUUUUUGCCAUAUCUCGAAUCAAAUAUCUCCUUUUCAAUUCUCGCAAUCGAUUCAGAAUCUGAUAUCUAUUCAGCUACAAUCUAUAAAACUUCGAUAACUGAAUCGGAACCCGUCGAAAUUCGUCAAUUAGAACGACCUGAUGAAUUGCCGUGCACACCGUUGGAUUUGAAAAAUAUCGAAAUUUCUGCCGAAAAUCAGCAGAUUGCGAGUGUUUUUGUGAUUUUGUUCGAUUCCGGGAUUUUGAGUCAUGUUUUAUUGAUUGCCAAUGAUGAAAAUGGAGCGAAUUUUGAGGUGUUUUUGGAGGAUCAAAUUGAAAUUCCGAUUGGAGCGCGAGGAGAUCCGGAAUUGGUUAAUUCGACUGAAAAUUCGUAUUAUUUGUGAGUUUUUCAGGGGCUGGCCUAGUAAAUGUUUUUUUUUUCUGGGUUUCUAGGCCACAUCGAGAAAUCGUCCCGAUUUUCUACGUUUCAAAAAAUUUAUGAUAAUUUUUUUUAAUUUUUUGAAAAUAAUUGGAUUUCUAAAUAGGCCACCCACAAGAAAAUCGUAUAAUUGGAUUCCUAGGCCACAUAAAAUUUGUGUAUUUGGAUUUCUAGGCCACAAAAAACUAUCAUAUAUUUGGAUUUCUAGGCCAUACAUAAAAAUGUUAUAUUUGGAUUUCUAGGCCAUACAUAAAAAUCAUAUGUUUGGAUUCCUAGACCAUACAUAAAAAUUUUAUAUUUGGAUUUCUAGGCCACUAAAAAUUGUAUAUUUGGAUUUCUAGGCCAUCAUUCAAUUUUCUCUUCCAGAAAUCGCUACGAAUUGGCCACGUCCACCAGUCUUUAUUCAAUCGAUAUCUCAAAAUGGUCUGAAAAUUUGCUGGAAGCCGGGCAAAAUCGAGGAGAGACGGAGGUUUUCGAGUUGGCCGAAAUUCUCGCUCAUGAAAAUUGCGCGAAUAUUGUGAAGUCAUGCUCAAUUUCUGUGUUCUGCGAAGAAGAACUCGAUUUUCAAGAGGAAAAUGAGGAAAUUUUGCAUUUUGUGGCUCAUUUUGGCGCUGGAGCGCGGUUUUUGACGGCGAUUUCGAAAUUUGGCGCAGAAAAUUUGGGGGAAAACAAGAGAGAUGCUGGAGCCAGGAAACACGUGUCAAAUUUGGUGGAUAAUGCGAAUUUUGAGAUUUUGAUGAAGGAAAAUGGAACGAUUCCGGCAAUUUGGUAGGUGAUUUUUUGGCGGGAAAAAUUUAUUUUGAAAAAGGAUCUUUCAGUUUAUCCGAAAAUCAAACAAUCGAAGAAGCCACAAAAAUCGCCAUGGAAUAUAUGAAAAAUGUGGAGAAGAAGCUGGAAAUUCAUCGAAAACUGGCUGAAAUCGCGCUGGAAAAAUUGAUGAAUCAAACGAAAUCGGCGAAAUUGUUGACGGAGAAAAACGAGAAAAUCGACGAGAAAUUGAUGGAUGAAACGGAAAAUGUGGAAGAAUUGAGGAAAAAAGCGUUUGAUUUGAAGGCGAGAAUUGAGAAUGUUCGGAAGUAUUUGAGCCAGGUGAGAGGUUUUGGCCGGGAAAUAUGAAUUUUUCGCGAAAUUUUGGGUCAGAAACUUGAGUUUCGAGGAAUUUAUUUCGAAAAUCAGCCAAAAACCCAUGAUUUUCUAUUUUUUCAUUAAAUUAGAUAUCAGAAAAUUUAUAAAAUUCUUCCUGAAAUUAAAAAAAAUUACAAUUUUUAAAAUUUCAGCCAAAAAAAUGUUUGGGUUGCCACGUGGCAAUCUCGCCAAAAAUUUGAAUGUUGAAUUUCAGUCCUUCUAAAUUGACUUCUGAAUUCCAGAAAAAAUCAAUUUUCGCCCAAAUUUCCAGCGCUUCCCCCUGAAAUCCCAAUUAAUCUGAAAUUCAGCUCACCUCUCGCUACGAGGAAAACUCUCCACUUUCCGACAUCGAACUUCAAAUGCAACAAAGAUUGUCACAACAUCAGCACACAUUAAGCGAAUUGUCGUUCAGAAUUCCAAAAGUGGGUGCUUUUUUUGGCUCCGAAAAAUUCAACACAAUUUUUGCAGCUCUCCUUGGAAAUGAACGAACAACGAAGAUUGGCACAAUUGGAAAUUCUUAAAGGCGCAUCACACAAAAAUCGCGAUAAAUUUGGGGAUAUUGAGAAGAAGUGAGUUGGUAAAUCUGAAACUUUGCUGAAAAUUCGAUUUUCAGCGAAAUCGAAAUUGAAAAAUUGACCGAGCGAAUCGAGAAACUUCAUUGUCAACUAAACGGUAACUAA